UACAUCAACUAAACUGUCGUUUAUAUGAUCUUAAAUGCAUUACGAUGGUAUUCUUCGGAAGUCGUUAAAUUCACGAUGAGAGUGGAGAAUGUGAAAAGGGCAGACUCUUGAUUCUUCCCGUCAUACAUCGAAUGUAAAUUGUGUACAAACAUACGCACACCCAACGAUUGACACAAUGAAUCGGCAUUCUUAAUGUAUACGUAUAUACAAGGAGAUUGAGGGUGGAGACCAAGACACUACAAGAAUCGACAGGUCAAAGGAAAAUCUCAUUGGUCUUCACAUACUCCUCACAGACAUUCUGAGGAAGAUCUAUAGCCUUCCUUCAGCCUUACCACAAAUAUCCACCUUUUAAGUCAACCAAUAGAAUGGAGGAAGGACCUUAUAAGUGUGUUCGAGAUGUAAAUGGGACAGUGAGUCGGGUCAUUCGGAUGGGGACCAGGAAAAGCCAGUUGGCUCGCAUCCAGACUGACUAUGUAGCAGAAAAACUGAAGAAUCUUUAUCCAGAUGUAAAUCUGGGAAUAGUUCCAAUGUCCACCAUUGGUGAUAAAAUCUUGGACACUGCAUUAUCCAAGAUUGGUGAGAAAAGUCUUUUCACAAAAGAGCUGGAGAAUGCUCUGGAGAGAAAUGAGGUGGACCUGGUAGUGCAUUCACUCAAAGAUCUCCCUACAACUCUGCCUGAUGGCUUCACUAUAGGAGCAGUGCUUCAGCGUGAAAGCCCCUAUGAUGCUGUGGUGCUACAUCCAAAGAACAGUGGACUGACCUUGGACUCUUUGCCAGAUGGCAGUGUGAUUGGAACUAGCUCUCUGCGCCGGGCUGCACAGCUGAAAAAGAGGUUUUCUCAUCUCGAGUUUAAAGACAUUCGGGGGAACCUCAACACUCGUCUGAAGAAGCUGGAUGAGAAGGAAGACUACUCUGCCAUCAUCCUGGCCGCAGCAGGGUUGAAGAGGAUGGGCUGGGAGACACGAAUCAGCCAGGUUCUCAACCCUGAAGACUGCAUGUAUGCUGUUGGCCAGGGCGCUCUGGCCGUUGAAGUACGAGCACGGGACAGCGACAUCCUAGAGAUGGUGUCCAACCUGCACCACCCUGAGACAGUGCUGCGCUGCAUCGCUGAAAGAGCCUUCCUGAGACGCCUGGAGGGAGGCUGCAGUGUCCCAGUCGCUGUGCACACAGAAGUGAAGGAUUCAGUGCUCUCGCUAACUGGUGCUGUGUACAGCCUGGAUGGAACCGACUGCUUAAAGGACACAAUGGAAGCCAGCAUCACACCAGGCAACCAGGCAGAGGAGUCCGCCGACUUCCAGCAUGUUGGGGUGACAGCCCUGAACGUGCCUCAGUUUUCCCAGGUAGCAGCUGAGAAACUGGGGGUGGCCCUGGCUGAUCUCCUGCUCAGCCAAGGAGCGAUGGAGAUUCUGACCACUGCUCGGAAACUCAACGACGCCCGCUGAAAAAUAUCCUCUCUGCAUAGUGACUCCCAAAUUGCUUCGUACACCUUCCUUUGGAUCUCUUGUUUAAGGAAAACAAGUAGUGAACAAAUUGAGAAGGGCUGCCAGACAAUACGCUAGCCAGCAUCAGCAUCAAGACCAGCUUAUGUCUGUCAGGGCCUUUAAUAAUGCCUCGUCUUGUACGGAUUCACCUUCGUUGGACAAUUGUAUAAGAUAACAAUUUAAUUAUCCUAUUUAUGUAUCACUCAACAUGCUCUUUAGAAUAGACAAAUUCCAGGUCAAGAUUUGUAUAAAUGCUGAGGUUAUAGAUGUAUCACACCCACACCUCACAUUGAUUAUAACAUUCAAACUCUCUGAUCACUUACUACCUAAGGCAAGAGUAUUUCAAAUGUUAAAAAAAUGGACAAGAUCAAAAUAUUGACCAACUGAACUACACAUUGACUCCCUGAACAAAAGUAAAUUGAUAAAUGCUGGAAUAUACUGACAGAAAAAUGAUAUUAGUGGCUAGAGUGUUGUUACAAAUGACAUAACUGUCAACGCUUACUGGAAAACAUUACCCAUAGUGCCAUAGUUUGUUUAUAUUUUGUAAUGUGCUUCACAUGAAGCUUACAAAUGUGUACAUUUAGUUUGUUUAACCAAAAUAUGCUACUAGACUCUUGUUCCUGAAUAACCACUGGAUACCAACAACCAGAUAUGGGUUGGAAUAUAUUUGUAUUAUCUGACAUUAAAAUUAUUGUUACUGUA
This is a messenger RNA of Esox lucius (northern pike), 2183 nucleotides long. RefSeq names its product hydroxymethylbilane synthase a (gene hmbsa). Gene Ontology annotation, molecular function: hydroxymethylbilane synthase activity. Lineage: Eukaryota; Metazoa; Chordata; Actinopteri; Esociformes; Esocidae. Gene Ontology annotation, cellular component: cytoplasm. The transcript is spliced from 14 exons. The record is from RefSeq and is a predicted model, not a curated record. The coding region runs from base 366 to 1442 and encodes 358 amino acids. Gene Ontology annotation, biological process: heme biosynthetic process.